Cavia porcellus (domestic guinea pig) is the source of this 1734-nucleotide messenger RNA. RefSeq names its product kelch repeat and BTB domain-containing protein 13-like. Lineage: Eukaryota; Metazoa; Chordata; Mammalia; Rodentia; Caviidae. Gene Ontology annotation, molecular function: protein binding. The record is from RefSeq and is a predicted model, not a curated record. Gene Ontology annotation, biological process: relaxation of skeletal muscle; regulation of the force of skeletal muscle contraction. The coding region runs from base 266 to 1642 and encodes 458 amino acids. The transcript has a single exon.
CCGGGCUAUCUGUGCAAGCGGUGCUGCAGUGCCCAGCAUGCAGUAGGCGCCCAGUAUCCGGUCACUAGGGUCACUAGUUCUCCUGAGUGACCCCGCAGGUCUCCAGAUGCCCUCCGGGCCCUCGGCCAUGCAGCCUGCAGGCCACUGCAUCACAUGAGCCGUACUAUCUUUAGCCAGGGAAGUAUUUAUAUCCCAGGGGAAGUUGUUCUGCCACUGGGGAGCCCCAGUGCCGGUGGCCCACUGCUCCCAGCCCUGGCGGCCCAGCAUGCCGCAAGGUCCUGAGGUCCCAGUGCAGGUGUGGGUGGGCGGCCAGCUGUUCCAGGCCGAGCAGGGCCUGCUGGUGGAGCACUGCGGCUUCUUCCGCGGCCUCUUCCGCUCGGGCAUGCGGGAGGCGCGCGCCGCCGAGGUGCGUUUGGGGGCGCUGAGUGCCGACGGCUUUCGCACUGCGCUGCAGGUGCUGCGAGGGCAGCGGCCGGCGCUGGCGGCGGAGGACGAGCUGCUGCAGGCCGUGGAGUGCGCCGCCUUCCUGCAGGCGCCGGCGCUCGCGCGCUUCCUGGAGCACAGCCUCACAUCGGACAACUGCACGCUGCUGUGUGACGCCGCCGCCGCCUUCGGCCUGCACGACGUGUUCCACAGCGCCGCGCUCUUCAUCCGCGACGGCGCCCGCGAGCUGGCUGCCGGCCUGGCGCUGCCCGAGGCCCGCGCUUACGUGGCUGCCCUGCGGCCCAGCUGCUACGUGGCUCUGAGCACGCACACGCCCGCGCCCGGCUUCCUGGAGGACGCGUCGCGCACCAUGUGCUACCUGGAUGAGGAGGAGGACGCGUGGCGCACGCUGGCCGCGCUGCCCCUGGAGGCCAGCACGAUGCUGGCGGGCGUGGCCACGCUGGGCAACAAGCUGUACAUCGUGGGCGGCGUGCGUGGCGCCAGUAAGGAGGUGGUGGAGUUGGGCUUCUGCUACGACCCCGAUGACGGCACAUGGUGCGAGUUCCCCAGCCCGCACCAGCCACGCUAUGACCCGGCGCUGGCCGGUUUCGACGGCUGCCUCUAUGCCAUCGGGGGCGAGUUCCAGAGGACGCCCGUGAGCUCCGUGGAGCGUUACGACCCAGCCGCGGGCUGCUGGAGCUUCGUGGCCGAUCUGCCGCAGCCUGCUGCAGGUGUGCCCUGCACCCAGGCGUGCGGGCGCCUCUUCAUGUGUCUGUGGCGGCCCGCGGACACCACGACCAUCAUGGAGUACGUGGCGCAGACCGACGCAUGGCAGCCAGUGGCUGAGCUGCGACGUCCGCAGAGUUAUGGCCACUGCAUGGUGGCCCAUCGCGACAACCUCUACGUGGUGCGCAAUGGACCUUGCGACGACUUUCUGCACUGCGCCAUCGACUGUCUCAACUUGGUCACCGGCCAGUGGACUGCACUGCCGGGCCAGUUCGUCAACAGCAAGGGAGCGCUCUUCACGGCCGCGGUGCGCGGUGAUACUGUCUACACUGUCAACCGCGUGUCCACGCUACUGUAUGCCAUUGGAGGUGGCACCUGGCCGCUGCUCAGGGAGAAGAUCGGCUUCCCUCGCCCCGGUUCCCUGCAGACCUUUCUGCUGAGGCUGCCCGCUGGAGCUCCCGGACCUGUGGCCUUGCCUUUGCCAGAGCUGUGAUCUCAGAUUGACUUUAAAGGAGGCAACAGGAGUCGUCCCUGAGCCGAAGCUGGGCGUAAAGCUGGGAGGGGAGCCACUGAGAACUUUUUACC